GACGGCAAGGAGCUGCUCAGCCACAUACGGGCCGUCAGCUUCAACGGCAGUGCCAACACCCCCGUGGUGUUCAACGAGAACGGCGAUGCCCCAGGCCGCUACGACAUCUUCCAGUACCAGAUCACCAACCGGUCCACCCCUGAGUACCGCGUCAUCGGUACCUGGACCAACAAGCUGUACCUCAACGUGGACAGCAUGAGGUGGAGGAGGGGGGACUCCUCUCUACCCUCGUCCGUCUGCAGCGUCCCGUGUCGGACCGGUGAGAGGAAGAAGGUGGUGAAGGGGGUUCCCUGCUGCUGGCACUGCGAACGCUGCGAGGGGUACCACUACCAGGCCUCCGAGUUCACGUGUGAGCUGUGCCCCUACGAGAUGCGUCCCGACGCCAACCGCACCGGCUGCGUGCCCAUCCCCAUCGUCAAGCUGGAGUGGCACUCGCCCUGGGCCGUCAUCCCCGUGUUCAUCUCCAUGCUGGGCAUCGUGGCCACCUCCUUCGUGGUGGUCACCUUCGUGCGCUACAACGACACGCCCAUCGUGCGCGCCUCGGGCCGCGAGAUGAGCUACGUGCUGCUGACGGGCAUCUUCCUGUGCUACGCCAUCACCUUCCUGAUGAUCGCCGCGCCCGACGUGGGCGUGUGCUCGUUCCGGAGGAUCUUCCUGGGGCUGGGCAUGUGCUUCAGCUACGCGGCGCUGCUCACCAAGACCAACCGCAUCCACCGCAUCUUCGAGCAGGGCAAGAAGUCGGUGUCGGCGCCCAGGUUCAUCUCGCCGGCCUCCCAGCUGGCCAUCACCUUCUCCCUGAUCUCGGUGCAGCUCCUGGGCGUCUUCGUGUGGUUCGCCGUCGACCCUCCGCACACGGUGGUGGACUACGGCGAGCAGCGCACGCAGGACCCCGCCUCCGCCCGCGGCGUGCUCAAGUGCGACAUCUCGGACCUGUCGCUCAUCUGCUCGCUGGGCUACUCCAUCCUGCUCAUGGUCACGUGCACGGUGUACGCCAUCAAGACGCGCGGCGUGCCCGAGACCUUCAACGAGGCCAAGCCCAUCGGCUUCACCAUGUACACCACCUGCAUCGUCUGGCUGGCCUUCAUCCCCAUCUUCUUCGGCACGUCGCAGUCGGCCGAGCGGAUGUACAUCCAGACCACCACCCUGACGGUGUCCCUCAGCCUGUCCGCCUCAGUGUCCCUCGGCCUGCUCUACAUGCCCAAGGUGUACGUCAUCCUGCUGCACCCCGAGCAGAACGUCCCCAAGCGCAAGCGGAGCUUCAAGGCCAUUGUGACAGCUGCCGCCAUGUCAGGCAAGCUUGGCCAGAAGGGAGGCGACCGCCCCAACGGAGAGGUGAAGACGGAGCUCUGUGACAGCAUGGAGACCAACAGUGAGUAAGAGCACACUGAGGGCUUUUCUACCUACACAUAUAAAAGAUGCCAGGGGGGUUUCUGGGGACUUUUCUUUGGAGCACACAUAUAAAAAGCACUUCGCUUCACAACGGAUUUUAAUCACACAUACUGUAUGAGAUACAUUAGAUUCACUGAGGACCUUAUAAAUACACCUUGAAUGUGUGUCAGAGGUC
This is a messenger RNA of Gadus macrocephalus (Pacific cod), 1564 nucleotides long. It is a transcript of the gene grm8a, whose product is annotated as glutamate receptor, metabotropic 8a. Gene Ontology annotation, cellular component: membrane. Lineage: Eukaryota; Metazoa; Chordata; Actinopteri; Gadiformes; Gadidae. The transcript is spliced from 7 exons. Gene Ontology annotation, molecular function: group III metabotropic glutamate receptor activity. The annotation marks the transcript as partial. Gene Ontology annotation, biological process: G protein-coupled glutamate receptor signaling pathway; regulation of synaptic transmission, glutamatergic. The record is from RefSeq and is a predicted model, not a curated record.